Messenger RNA from Porites lobata, 898 nucleotides. The record is from the annotation of a GenBank genome assembly. Lineage: Eukaryota; Metazoa; Cnidaria; Anthozoa; Scleractinia; Poritidae.
CCAGGAGAGCAUCUAGAAGAAACAGACGCUGUAUCAGAACAGAAAUCUUUAACUGACUGUCUUUUCACAGCUUUGACAUCGGUAGUUACUCCAGUUUUCAUUCGUAGGAAUUCGGCCGAAUUUCUUUUACAAAAGAUUCAUUUGCUUUUGAAUAGCAGGGUUGAUCAACGGCAGGUGAUUGCUUUUAAAGUUCACGGGUUUGAUUGGAGUAUGAUGAUCAAUAGCUUGCUUGAGAAGGCUUUCCCAGUGGCACCAAAUAUCAUUCACAUCAUCGAAUUUUGUAAGCAGUGUCCCAUCGGAUCUCACUUAAGGACGAAAGAAUGGAAUGAAGAGCAGGAGAACUCUUUUCAAAAACUAAAACAGCCGAUCGCAAGCACUCCUGUUGGCAUCUUUUGAUAAUGAGGCUCACACGGAUAACUGCUGACGCCAGUCCAGUUGUCCUGAUGGAGAAAGUAGAGCUGUGUGUUUUGUUAGUCGUACCCUGAGUAAAUUUGAAGGCCGGUACAGUUAGACUGAAAAGGAGGCUCUCGCUUUAAUCUGGGAAUGCGGACGAUUCCAUUUGUAUGUGUAUGGACUGCUAGAAUUUGCUCUUUUUACUGACCAUUUACUCAAGCAAGUCCAAACCGUCACCCGGAUAGAAUACUGGAUGUUGCGCCUUCAAUCGUACAGUAUAAAGUUUCGUUAUGUACCUUCCCGGAAGAAUAUUGCAGACGCUUUGUCAAGGUUAACAAAGACAGCACCAGGGGAACAGUCUCAGGAUGAUGAUGAGUAUAUAAGGGCAGUUACAACUCAUGGAGAAGUUAAGAGACAAAAUAGGGCACUUUUGGAGUCCGUCAGAGCUGCUCAUUCUGACGGAAAGAAUUGGAGAGAAGAGCUGAACAAGUUUCUUCUUGCAUAC